UAAUAAUCGAUUCGACAUUAACCUAAAAGAGUGUUUUCUGUUGUCAAAUGUGAAGCAAAAAUUAAAAAAAAAAACUUGUCAAACACAAUGUUAAGUGGUAGCGAGUUUUAUUUAUUUGUCUCGAAGAAAGCCAGCCGGUUGUAGCAAUGUUUUCUUAAAAACUUAAGGAAACAAGGUGUUUUUGCAAUAUGGCCACUAACAAUGUAGAAAUUGACUGGCUUAAAGGUUUAGGGGUUGCCGCUGAUUUGGGUCCUUCCUUGUCAACGGUUCCAGAAAAUCAACCGGGAACAUCACAAUAUGAACAAAUGGAUAGGACAAACCUUAGUAGUAGUACCUUGAAGAGGAAUACUAAAAUGGAAUUAUCCAAAAAUGAUUUAAUUAAGUUGGUUACCUGCUUUGAAGGAGAACUCCAAGCAAGAGACAUCACAAUUGCCGCAUUAAAGUCGGAAAAAUUAAAACAAGUAGCAAAUUUGGGAAGGUAUCGACCGGCAGUAGUGGCUGACCCUUACACAGCAUUGCUUAGAGACAGUAUUGCUGAUACUAUUUCUUCUAAACCACCUUUAAGUGAAAAGGAUAUGGCAGCUGCAGCAGAAAAUCAAUUGCAAGCUUUGCAGCAGCUAGCUAUGCAGCAGAGGUGGGCUAACCAACACAUGAUGAACAUUUUGAAAGAGGCUGAAAUAAAACACAAGAAGGUAAUUCAAGAAUUAGAAGAAGAAAAAUGCAAGCAUGAACAUGAUACUGCCCAAGGUGAUGACAUAACUUAUGGAUUGGAAAUGGAAAGAACACGUUUGAGGCAGGAAUUGGAAAUGGAAAGGACUGCAAGGAAGAAAUUGGAAAAAGAAGUCAAGAGACAAGUUGAGCUUGCUGAUGAAGAAAGGGCCAGACAGAAGCAAAUAGUAUUAGUACUUUUAGCAGAGAGAAAGAAGAUUAUAGUAAAAUAUAUUGAAGAAAGAAAAAGAAGUGAAGAUCUGGCUCAAAUUCUUUCUGAGGAAAAAUCACGUAUUGAUAGUAUGGCUGAAGGGUUAGAAGAGGAGAGUAAAAAGUCAUUGCAGAUGGAAGCAGAACUUGAGAAGCAAGCACAUGAAUUUGAGGCUGAGAAGAAGAAUUUUAAGACUCUGCUUUUGUCAAAAGAUCAAAGAAUAAUGGAAAUAGAGACUGAACUAGCUAGAUUAAGAGCCGAAUGUGAUGCAAUAAGAAGUAGAAUCCAGCUAACUGAUAGUGGAACUGCUAUGAUAAGCAGCGUUGCCAAAGUUGUUCAACCUACUGCUACAGUUUCCAGUGUUCCUGUCUCAGGCCCAACUACUGGAAUUGCACAGUCUGUUACUCCUGGUCAAGCCCUCAGGCAAACUGUUAUAGCUUCUCCUUCUCCUAUAGCACCUUCAGCCAAGCUUAGCCCAGGCAUCGCGGGUAUUUCAGCUCAGGGAUCUUCCACAAUUAGACCAGUUCCGAAACCCAGUUUUCAUCCCCAUUUGCAACAGCAAACCGCGCCACAGACUCCCCCCAAAAAAAGUUCCGCGGCAGCUAGAGGAGUGCCUCCCCCUAUACCGCCAAACAAACCCGUCAUUCCCAACAAAACAGCAGCUUCAAGAAGACCCGACAGUGGCGAAUCAGAGAAAAAAAAGUCGAAUGUGGUACCUAAAGAAGGGGAUCAGUUACCUCAACAGCUGCAAACCGUUCGUUCAGGUCAGGGUAUCGAGUCGCUAGGGCAAGAGUUAGCAGAUUUCCAGCAGAUGUUUGUCACAAUGGCCACUAGCAAUAAUACAUAAAUUCAAAUUUGCGGUAAAAUUGUUUUUUUUUGGAUUAUGUAUUUCACACAACCGCUCUAGAUGUGGGUCUCAGGUCCACUUGUGAUAAUCGCUAAAAAUAAUUUCGAAUUCUUGCUGUUUGCAGUUAUCGGUAAGGAUAUAUGAACAUAUAUUGACUCAUUAGGUUAAGUAAAUUUAUUUUCAGACGUAAAUCUGUUUCUCUAAAAAAAAUUGUAAAUAACUUGUUUUAUUUAAAUAUUCGUCCUGUGUAAAUUAAGUAGAGAAGGUUCGCUUAGUAUAUUGCUUUUUAUUGAAAGCAAAUGGCGAGGGGUUACUUAAAAUUUUGCGGCCGGUCGGCGUGAUUCAAAUAGAUGGGUCCCUAUCAAGGUUAACGUAAGAUGACAUUCAUCGUAAAUAAAUUAUGGUUUCUUCGAUUGCUAGAGAAUAGCACUUUGUAAUAGGGUGAAAUGUUACUAAUUAGUAUUCAUCAAGGUAAAACAAAAUGUGUGGUAUAUAUGAUAUUAUAGAAUAAUUGUGACAAAAAUUAUUAUUACACUUUUUUUUCUAAAUAUCGGAAAAGAUUUUAGGUCGUUUGGGAUAAAUUUUCUUUACCUCAAGGUAGAAGGUUUUCCUUCACACCCUAUUCGUUCAUUAGCGUUUUGUAUAUACUAUCAUUAAGUAGUAAAAAAAAUCAGCUUUAAAAUAUCGAGAUUUUUGGAUAAGGUUUUUCAGGCAGCGAUCUUCUUUUUAAUUUAAGUCUAUCCAGAAGACGCGGAAGGAAAUGAACGAUGGGUAAAAUCAAACCGCUAAUCGCUUAACAAACCAAAGAUCAAACUUCAUCCAGUAUAAAUCCUUCAACGUUUUUCGAUAUCACUAAUAAGCUUCCCGGUAUUGUUUGUUUUUAAUAGCCGAUUUUAAACCAGUGAAAAAUUUUGCGAUAUUCUUAUUUGUGUCCAUUUUUAUGACGAUAUCGGAAUUCUACCAGUGUAGAUAAAGGUUUCAAAAACGAGAACUUAUUGUCAGUGAUUUAAGGGAUUCCAUGCUUCCAAAAUUAGUUUUAAGCGUGUAUAUAUUCCACACUUCUCUAAAAGAUGGGAGUAAAUUCGGUGGAUUAGACAUAAAAUCCCAGUGAAAUUGUAUAUAACUAUUGUAACAUAAAUUAUAAAUAAAUUGAUAUUUUUUUUAGUUUCAGGAAAGACAAAAAAUAAUUCGAUUUAAAUCUGAGUGAAAAAUAUUUCCUACACGUUGGCGUUGUAAUUUUUAUUUUGAUUUUAAUUUAAAAAAAAAUUGUAAAAAUAAAUGUGAUUUCUUAGCGAAAUAU
This is a messenger RNA of Cylas formicarius (sweet potato weevil), 3066 nucleotides long. RefSeq names its product CTTNBP2 N-terminal-like protein (gene Naus). The record is from RefSeq and is a predicted model, not a curated record. Bases 189 to 1766 code for a protein of 525 amino acids. The transcript is spliced from 7 exons. NCBI's taxonomy places the organism in Eukaryota, Metazoa, Arthropoda, Insecta, Coleoptera, Brentidae.